UCUCACAGUUACACAUCCGUUGAGAGCAACCCAAGUAAUAGGGAGGGUAAAACGGAUCAAAUUUGUAAAACCCUAAUUCUAAACACACUCACACUCUCACUCCUCCCAAUUUCUUCAAAAAAUGCUGGUGUUGGUAGCCUGAAUCAAGCUCCAAAGAGGUUUUCUUGGUACAUUUUGCAUUGGGCAGCUUGUCGAAAUAAGUGUGAGCGGAUAGUGAUGGCGCCAAAUCCAAGGGUGAAUGCAGCCUUUAAAGCAAUGGCAGAGCUUGGUAUUAAUGAAAAACAGGUCAAACCAGUUUUGAAAAAUCUCUUGAGAUUAUUUGACAAAAACUGGGAACUGAUUGAAGAAGAGAAUUAUAGAGUUCUUGUAGAUGCUAUAUUUGAUGCGGAGGAUACUCAGGGGGUGGAAGAGAAGAAGGAGAAGAAGAAAAGCAAGAACUAUGAUGAGGAAGAUAUGGAAGAAGAGCCUCAGCUGCGUCGUGAACCAGCUCGUCCCUCGAAAAGGAUACAUUCAAGUGGUGAUGAGGGUUCAUCACAGAAGAAGAAAUCUACAAAUACUGAUCCGGAGGAUAAUAUUGGGGAAGAAUUGCCACUGCCUCAUCAACCUGAACGUCCCCUGAAAAGGUUGCGAAAAACCCAUGGGGGUCAACUUUCACCAUCCCCAAGUACCUGCAACCCUAUGUUGGGUGGGCCUUUAUUGAUAAGGCCAAAAGUGGAGAAAGAUGAGUUACUUACACGGUCACCUGACUCAAGGGCUGAAUUGCAUCAACCAGUUUCACCCCACCUUAGUAACAAAAAUAAGGGCAAGCAACCUGUUGCGUCUAAUCCCGUGCCACAGCAUGGAAAGCGAAUUACUGAGUCAGGCAUCGUUCUUUUGCCGAAACAUAGGGUUGACAAUCAUCAAUUAAUGAAGCCUAAAGAUGAGCCCUUCACUGAUGACAUGGCACAAGAUGAGGUUCCUAUAGCAGUCAUCCUUCCAGAUCCCUCGAGUAAAGAAAAACCUCCACUCCAAAAUGGUGCAACUGGGGAACAAAAUGAUCAAGAACCUGUGGCAUCCCAGGAGAGAGAAAGUACAAGAAAUGAUAUUGUAUCUUCAUCUAAUGAGAGGAAUACGAACUUUGAACUUGCAACCUUAGAAGAGGAAUCUUCUAAUUUAGAAGUUGCGUCUUCACCCUUAGGAGAGGAUGGAUCUAUAAGUGCAUCACCAAAUCUUGAUGCAUUGAAAAAAACUACUGCUUGGGAUUCUGUGCAUGGAACUAAGGAAACAUUAUGCAUGCAGCCAUGUUCUUUAAAUGGGCCUGUUGGUAUUGAAUGCCCUACUGCUGUUACUGCUCCUGAAAUUCCCAGACUACCCUUGUCUCUGAAUGGUGUUGGUGAAUGCAGACAAGCAGGUGAGAGGGCUGAUUCUAAUGGUUUUGCUGAGGUUGAUAAGGAAGGUGAACUGGAAGACUCUCGUGGUCUGGUUGUUGUACAGCAUUGUGAUCUACCUCCUGAUGAUUUAAGGAGUUAUCAUGACAUUGAUGACAUAACCAAAGGGGAAGAAAGAGUCAAAAUACCAUGGCUAAAUGAAAAAAACAAUGAAUAUCCACCAUCCUUCUUCUAUAUCUCCCGAAGCCUUGUUUUCCAAGAUGCUGCUAUUAACCUCCGUCUUUCUGGUAUUGGGGAUGCAAAUUGCUGCCCAACUUGCUUUGGUGAUUGCCUAUCGGCGUCUGUACCUUGUGCUUGUGCAUCUCAGACUGAGGGGGAUUUUGCUUACACGCAAGAAGGCCUUCUAAGGGAUGAUUUCCUGGAAGAGUGUAUCUCUAUGAUUCGCAACCCUCAACAGCACCGUCCUUUCUAUUGUAAAAGCUGCCCACUUGAAAGAGUUAAGAAUGAUGAUUGUUUAGAACCAUGCAAGGGCCACUUAAGGAGGCAAUUUAUUAAAGAAUGCUGGAGUAAGUGUGGCUGCCAUAGACAGUGUGGAAAUCGAGUGGUCCAGAGAGGCUUAAAUUGCAAAUUGCAGGUGUUUUUCACUUCUGAAGGAAAAGGAUGGGGUCUCCGAACCUUGGAGGACCUGCCAAAAGGUGCCUUUGUGUGUGAGUAUGUUGGAGAAGUUUUAACCAGCAAAGAGUUACAUGAGAGGAACAUUAAAAGCUCCAGAAGUGGCAAACGUCCCUAUCCAGUGCGACUGGAUGCAAAUUGGGCUUCCAAAGCAGAUUUGAGGGAUAAAGAAGCUCUCUGUUUGGAUGCUACAAACUAUGGAAAUGUUGCUAGGUUUAUUAAUCACAGAUGUCUGGAUGCAAACUUGGUUGAAAUCCCAGUUGAAGUGGAGAGCCCAGAUCAUUGCUACUAUCAUCUUGCCUUUUUCACAACAAGAAAAGUAGAUGCCUUGGAAGAGCUAACCUGGGAUUAUGGGAUUGACUUCGACGACCAUGAUCAUCCUGUGAAGGUGUUCCAGUGCCAAUGUGGCAGCAAAUUCUGCAGGAACAUGAAACGUUCAAAUAGAUCUAGAUCUGGAUCAAUUGCAAGGUGAACACCGGGAAUGUUCGUUAAGUACUUUGUGUCAGGGAUCAGCGUGUUGAUGGUUGUUGUCUUUGUUCGAACAUAAAGGAUAGGUGCAAGAUCAAGCCGAGGAUAGAUCUUUUGGAUGUUUUUUUGUACAGGGUUUUAUACAGAUAUGGGCAAUUUGGUGCCUUUAUUCCAUUGAUGAUUUGAUGGUACAUUUUGGGUCAGACGCUGCCUGCGCGCUGUGUUUGCAGAGGCUAGUGAUACUGCUUAAAUAACCGUAGUUCUAUAUGGCUGCUUAUUCGGCGAUGCUAUAUAAUGCGUUUUUCUUGGU
Messenger RNA from Pyrus x bretschneideri (Chinese white pear), 2817 nucleotides. Its product is annotated as probable inactive histone-lysine N-methyltransferase SUVR2. The transcript has 13 exons. NCBI's taxonomy places the organism in Eukaryota, Viridiplantae, Streptophyta, Magnoliopsida, Rosales, Rosaceae. The coding region runs from base 217 to 2511 and encodes 764 amino acids. The record is from RefSeq and is a predicted model, not a curated record. Gene Ontology annotation, cellular component: nucleus. Gene Ontology annotation, molecular function: histone methyltransferase activity; protein binding; zinc ion binding.